Messenger RNA from Bombyx mandarina (wild silkworm), 753 nucleotides. RefSeq lists its product as uncharacterized. The record is from RefSeq and is a predicted model, not a curated record. NCBI's taxonomy places the organism in Eukaryota, Metazoa, Arthropoda, Insecta, Lepidoptera, Bombycidae.
AUGACUUUGAAAUCGCUCAAAAGUAAAACGAAUAAGGCGUCAUUCGAUCCACCGUUUCGGCGGAAAACCGUGAUUAGCUUCUCCGAAGUCGACAUUAAAAUGAAAAUGGGCAAGAUACUGCUAUUAUUUAGUUUUUUUUCGACUACAACGAAAAGCGAGAGUUAUCGAGAGAGAAGAUUCCUAACGUUUCAUACUUUGGAGGAGAGAAUUAAGGUUGAUCUUGACCUUACGAUCCCGUUCAUAACGAUUCCAAUAAAAAAAUCGGAACAUUCUUCUGGACUUUUGGAUUUCCCUGUAGCGAAUAUUAAUCCAGCUGGUUUAGCAUUAGGCGGCGCUGUGGUACUCGGAACUACAGUAAUACUGCCUUUUCUUGCAAAGAGCUACACAGAAAAUCAUUUACCAAAAAAGUAUUUCAGAGUUUUGGACGACGCAGAGUUCGGCUCUGAUGUACUCAUUGAGUUUGCCGGUCAGAUGUUGAAUGAUAAACGCAAUUUACAAGGUUGCGCGUUGAGGAUAGCAUGCUGGAUGGCAACGAAUGAUUACAUCGAACCAGCGAGGGUCUUUGAGUUUAUUGUCAGCAACAAACUGCUAUCAAUGAUAGUGAAUUCAACAGCAGUGGAAGACGCAAUGCUGUCGGGAUUAAACGGAAGAGACUGUGUCUCUUAUCGACCUUGUCCGCUGAGGAAAGAAUAUUUAGAUCUAUUUCUAAAGAACGCGGCUAUGUUAAUCAAUAAACAAUUGAAUUUUACUUGA